Messenger RNA from Dujonia railenensis, 1647 nucleotides. Lineage: Eukaryota; Fungi; Ascomycota; Pichiomycetes; Serinales; Debaryomycetaceae. The record is from the annotation of a GenBank genome assembly.
AUGGGUUACGAGGAAAAGUUAGUUGCUCCAGCCCUUAGGAUCAAGAAUUUUCUUGACAAGUUCCCAAAACUUCACAAUGUCUAUGUCAUCUGUAUGAUUUCCUGUGUGUCAGGUAUGAUGUUUGGUUUUGAUAUCUCUUCUAUGUCUGCCUUCAUUGGUCAAAGUUACUAUGAAAAAUAUUUUAGCAAUCCAAGUUCCACUAUGCAAGGUUUCAUUACCUCUGCUAUGUCCUUAGGUUCUCUCUUUGGUUCUUUACUUUCAUCAUUCAUUUCCGAACCUUUCGGUAGACGUUUCUCGUUAUUCCUUUGUGCCAUCCUUUGGUGUAUCGGUGCUGCUAUUCAAUCUUCAUCUCAAAACAGAGCACAAUUGAUCAUUGGUCGUAUCAUUUCAGGUUUCGGUGUCGGUUUCGGUUCAUCUGUUGCCCCAGUUUAUGGUUCAGAAUUAGCUCCUAGAAAGAUUAGAGGUACCAUUGGUGGUCUUUUCCAAUUCUCCGUCACUCUCGGUAUCAUGAUUAUGUUCUUCAUUGGUUACGGUUUAGGAAAGGUUCACGGUGUUGGUGGUUUCCGUAUCGCUUGGGCUAUUCAAAUUAUUCCAGGUUUAGUGUUAUUCUUUGGUUUAUUCUUCGUUCCAGAAUCUCCAAGAUGGCUUGCCAAGCAAGGUUACUGGGAUGAAGCAGAAAACAUUGUUGCUAUCAUCCAAGCUAAGGGUAAUAGAGAUGAUCCUGAUGUCUUGAUUGAAAUCUCCGAAAUCAAGGAACAAUUAUUACUUGAACACGAUGUUAAGGCUUUCACCUUCGCCAGAUUAUUUUCAAAGAAGUAUAUCCACAGAACUUUCAUUGCAGUCUCAGCUCAAAUUUGGCAACAAUUGACCGGUAUGAACGUUAUGAUGUACUAUGUCGUUGAUGUUUUCAACAUGGCCGGUUACACUGGUAACGUUGCUUUAAUUUCUGGUGUUAUUCAAUACGUUUUAAACACUGUUAUGACCAUUCCAGCCUUAUUCUUGAUGGAUAGAAUUGGUAGAAGAGUUAUCUUAUUAGCUGGUGCCCUCUUAAUGAUGACUUUCCAAUUCGGUGUUGCUGGUAUCUUAGGUACUUACUCUGUUCCUACUGGUGCUUCUGGUACUGUUAACAUUACCAUUCCAGAUGAGCACAAGUCUGCAGCCAAGGGUGUCAUUGCAUGUUGUUACUUGUUCGUUGUUUCUUUCGCUUGUUCUUGGGGUGUCGGUAUUUGGGUCUACUGUUCUGAAGUUUGGGGUGAUAAUGUCUCCAGACAAAGAGGUGCCGCCUUAUCUACUGCAGCUAACUGGGCUUUCAACUUCGCCAUUGCUAUGUUCACUCCACCAGCUUUCCAAAACAUCUCCUGGAAGACUUACUGUAUUUACGCAUCCUGUUGUGGUGCCAUGUUCCUUCAUGUUUUGUUCUUCUUCCCAGAGACUAAGGGUAAGAGAUUGGAAGAAAUUGCACAAAUCUGGGACGAAAAGAUUCCAGCUUGGAAGACUGCCAACUGGCAACCACAUGUUCCAUUGUUAUCCGAUGCUCAAUUAGGUGAAAAGUUGAAGGUUGAACACCGUGAAGGUGACUCUGGAUCCCACUCUGGUGAAAGUACCCAAGAAAACAAGGAUGAUUUACUCACUCAAUCCCCAGUCUAA